AUGCGCCCGCUUACCGAGGAGGAGAUGAAGAACGUGCUGGAGAAGCUUUCCCACUACAUCGGAUCGAACAUCAAGCUGCUUGUGGAGCGUAACGAUGAGGAGUAUGUGUUCCGGCUGCACAAGAAGCGUGUGUACUACCUGGCUGAGGAUCUGAUGAAGAAGGCCAUGCAUGUGGCGCGGAAGCGACUGGUGGCCAUGGGCACGGCGCUGGGUAAGUUUACGGCGUCGGGCCGGUUCCUUCUGGAGAUCACAUGCCUUGACUACCUCGCACAGUAUGCACAGUUCAAGGUGUGGGUCAAGCCGUCGUCGGAGCUCUCGUUCCUCUACGGCAACCACGUGCUCAAGGCCGGGCUCGGCCGGAUCACCGACGGAACGCCCAAGAACCAGGGCGUGGUGGUGUACAACAUGCAGGACGUGCCGCUCGGGUUUGGCACGACCGCGUACUCGACAUCAGACUGCAGGCGGGUCGACGGUACCGCCAUCGUGUGCUUCAACCAGUCCGAUGUCGGCGAGUACCUCCGCGACGAGGACGGGCUCUCGUCGGCGUCAACCGCCAUGGACAUGGAGUAG
Thecamonas trahens ATCC 50062 is the source of this 570-nucleotide messenger RNA. RefSeq names its product 60S ribosome subunit biogenesis protein NIP7. The record is from RefSeq and is a predicted model, not a curated record. Gene Ontology annotation, biological process: ribosomal large subunit biogenesis; ribosome assembly. Gene Ontology annotation, molecular function: RNA binding. Lineage: Eukaryota; Apusomonadida; Apusomonadidae. Bases 1 to 570 code for a protein of 189 amino acids. Gene Ontology annotation, cellular component: preribosome, large subunit precursor; nucleus; nucleolus. The transcript has 2 exons.